This is a messenger RNA of Racocetra persica, 165 nucleotides long. Lineage: Eukaryota; Fungi; Glomeromycota; Glomeromycetes; Diversisporales; Gigasporaceae. The record is from the annotation of a GenBank genome assembly.
AUGAAUAGCGUACGACAAUGGGUCGAAAUUCUAAAAAAGAAUAGAGAAAAAUGUGCCAAUUUGCAUAAUCCUAUACUUUCCUGCUUUCAGAUGUAUGGAGAACAAAAAUUUAUGCUUGGAUUCUAUAUGCUUUGGCAAUUUAAGUUGUACGAAAAAUAUUAUGAG